Molecule: messenger RNA, 1716 nt
Organism: Andrographis paniculata
Lineage: Eukaryota; Viridiplantae; Streptophyta; Magnoliopsida; Lamiales; Acanthaceae
Exons: 9
Coding region: 102-1463 (453 amino acids)
Cellular component (GO): cytoplasm
Molecular function (GO): oxidoreductase activity
Source: RefSeq, a predicted model, not a curated record
CAAACCCUUUUUAACUGAAAGGCAAUGGCGAGGGGUUGAAGAAGGGCGGUCGAUGAUGAUAAGCUAGCUGGGGUGGAUUGAGGGAGGAGUGAGGCCCGCCGAUGUUUGUAAUCAUGGUUUCAAUUGCAGUUGCAGCGCCUGCCUUUACCACAUGGAAAUGGCGGAAAUUAACUACUGCGCCUUUACCACCACGCUAUCCUCCCUCCACUCUUCGUUGCUUCUCUGUAACCCGACCGCCUCUCAGCCUCCGAUACGCAGUUCUCGGAGCUGGAUUUGCUGGAUUGUCCGUAGCUUGGAAUUUGCUUCGACAUGGUUCUAUGGAAUCCCAUCUUUGUGUUGAUAUUUAUGAUGAAGUCGGCAUUGGUGGAGGUGCGUCUGGAGUUGCUGGUGGUCUUCUGCAUCCUUAUUCUCCAAAAGUCAAGCUUCUUUGGCGGGGUGAAGAGUGCUGGAACGAGAGUUUAAAUCUCUUGCAUAUUGCUGAAGAUGCACUUCUGAAGCUACAAAAAUUGGGAAAGCGCAGUUCUUCGGAAAUUGCUGAAUCCCCUGUAGUAAGGAGAAGAGGAAUCUUGAGGCCAGUCGUCAAUCCGAAGAGCAUGAACAUUAUGACAGAAAAUGCUCAAAACUAUAUUGCCAAUUGCAGAAUAGAGACUAUCCGUGAGGAUGCUGCUCGAGACCUCGUCCCGGAUUUGUCUCUACCUUUAGACUUGGCCUUUCAUAUGCCCGACGCCUUAAACAUUAAUGCCCAGAGCUAUCUUGAGGGUCUAUACUUAGCAUGCCAAAAUCUAACGAAUGCCAUUCCCCCAUCAGGUUGUAAAAACAGAGAAUUGAAUUUCUACCGGAGAUCGAUCACAAGUCUGGUAGAUAUAACCGGCAACUACGAUGCAGUUAUUAUCUGUCUUGGGGCAAGGGCGAUGUUCCUCCCGGAGAUGUCCGGCAAGCUGCCUCUUAGAAUGUGUAGAGGUAUAAUAUCUCACAUGCAGCUCGUCGACGACACAAGAGAAGCAUAUUCAGAACACGGCCCCUCGAUUCUGUCAGACGCCUGGCUUGCCGUGCGCGACGCUCGCCGUAUCGACAUGGGCUCGACGUGGGAUUGGAAAUCGAGGAAUCACUCGAGAGAGGUGAGCACGGAUGAAAAUUCCGAGGCGACGGAAAGACUCCUCCGAAAGGCGGCGUCAGUUUAUCCGGCGAUCGAAAACUGGACCGUAACAGGGGCAGUAGCUGGAUUGAGGGCAAUGCCGCCCCUCACGGUGGACGGAUCGCUUCCGCUUCUCGGCUGCGUCGACGAGUAUAUCAUCGGUGAGAGGCGUACGUGCAAAUAUUGGCUAUUCGCCGGCCUCGGGGCGAGAGGGCUUCUCUAUCACGGUUGGCUGGGGAAGUUAUUGGCUUUAGCCGUGAUUUCGCGCGACGAGAGCUUACUACCUUGUGAAUUGACCUUGUGGAGACGUGAAUCGGGGAAAGAAUGAGUUCGAAUGAAGAUGCGAUGUGAAGAAAAGGUUAGUCAGCUGCGGCUGGGCCAAUGUCCGGUGCUGACAGAUGUAUACAUUGGAAGUGGACGGAGUAGGUUGAGUUGAGUUGCCGCUGCCAUUGCCAUUGUUCGUACAAGGAAAUAUAAUUUUAGUCGGGUGUGUGUGUUUUUUGGUGUAAGCAGUGCAUUGAAUGUGAUAUCCGGAUAAGCCGGUUGAACCUAAUACUCUGCAAACCAGGCUUGAUAGGUAA